This is a messenger RNA of Hypoxylon fragiforme, 4003 nucleotides long. Its product is annotated as DUF221-domain-containing protein. Lineage: Eukaryota; Fungi; Ascomycota; Sordariomycetes; Xylariales; Hypoxylaceae. The transcript is spliced from 3 exons. Gene Ontology annotation, molecular function: calcium-activated cation channel activity. Gene Ontology annotation, cellular component: plasma membrane. The record is from RefSeq and is a predicted model, not a curated record. Bases 124 to 3882 code for a protein of 1252 amino acids.
CUAUUUCCUCCCCAUUCUAGUCUAGUCCUUCCAGUGUCCUGCGAUCUCAGCACUGCGACGGCACAUCAUAUUACCUACCUAGACAGGUACUAGGUCGGGUGCCGACCACGGGCUUAGAGCAAGAUGUCGGACUCUAGCACUGGCAACACUAGUUAUGGCCAGCGCAAUCAAGGCAUCACCCUGAUAGCUUUCGUCACUGCCCUGAAUGUCUCGUUGAUAGUUUUCGGCGUCCAGACAGGGUUAUUCUUAUUAUUAAGAAACAAAUUAUCUAGGAUAUUCAAGCCUAAAACAUAUCUCGUACCCGAACGCGAAAGAACUGAACCUCCUCCGAGCAGUCCAUGGGGCUUAGUUAUUAGUCUACUUCGGUUCCGGGAUCGCGAGAUUAUCAAGAAAUGCGGGUUGGAUGCCUACUUCUUCCUCCGUUACCUACAGACUUUACUCGUCAUCUUUAUACCUAUGGCCAUUAUCAUAAUCCCGAUAUUGGUCCCAGUCAACUACAUCGGUGGAAUCAGCCAGAACUUUUCGGCGAAUGAUACGAAUACCACUAGCACCCUCAACUCAACUGAUCCACAGGGUGUGGACUACACAGACCCAGAUUAUGUGAAGUCCAAUAUCACUGGCCUCGAUACCCUGGCUUGGGGUAAUGUGAGGAAGGAUCAGACUAAUAGGUAUUGGGCGCAUCUUGUUCUGGCUGUAAUGGUCAUCAUUUGGGUCUGUGGUGUCUUCUUUUUUGAGCUACGAGUUUAUAUCAAGGUGCGCCAGGACUGGUUGACCACCGCGGAACAUCGUCUGCGAGCCUCCGCGACGACUGUGCUCGUUAGCGGCAUUCCCGACAAAUGGCUUAGUGAAGAAGCCCUAAAGGGGCUUUUUGACGUGUUUCCAGGAGGGCUUCGAAACGUAUGGCUGACACGAGAUUUAACACAUCUCUUGGAGAAAAUAUCUAAACGUGACGAAAUUCAUAAACAGCUAGAAGAAGCCCAGACAGAACUCAUUAUCAUGGCCAAGAAGGAACAGCUAAAGAAACGAGAGAUUGAUGAAAAACAAGCGCGGAAGGCCUCUAGAUCCCAUCGCCCCACCAAGGUGGAGAGAUUAGAACGCCAAAAGAGGGAAGAUGACGCAGCAAAGUUGCAAGCUGAAGGGGGCCAAGGUGUAAGCAGCGGCGACCGACAUGAAGUACCACACGACGUAGAUGACGCCCAGGCCGAGGUUGUAGCCGAGACUCGACGCGAUAGUGACAGGCCAAACACGACGCAUGGCAAAUUCACAACCGGGUUGUCCAAAUUAACAGAAGGGCUUGGGAAGGGCGUCGAUGUGGGAAGGAAGACUAAGCAAGAGAUAUUCGGAGGAGCUAGAAACAUUACCCACGGUAUCGACAAUCGCAUAGAGACGACGAAUGGCUUCGUGGCAAUAGGGCAGCCACAGGCCCGAUCGCCUACUCCAACUAGUCGUGGUCAUGUUCAGCUGCCGAAUGAGAGCGACUUGCCUCGGCCCUCAACUCAGGGUUCGAGCCAGGGCCUAAGUGCCGAGGGGCGGGUAAUGGGGGUCCCCGUAUCCCACGCGCGCCAUUCCCAUGCCGGCUCCGGCGUUUCGCAAGACUCAAUGCUUAAGAAGGAGGGAUUCGAGUUACGGCCUCUUGGCAAUACAGUUCGAAGACCUACGAAUCUGGAUCAGAUAGACUAUAUCGAAGCGCCGCGAUGGUAUCAAUUCUGGAAGCCCCCAGAGGGUGGCUAUGCCUCACCCGUUCCACAGGGCUUCGAAGGCGACUCUUUCCCAUUCAAGAAGGAGAAGACGGCUUGGGAGACGAUCAAGUCAUGCAUUCCGUUUUUGGGUGGCGCAGAGCCGGAUCCAGUGGAAUACCCUAAGGCCUGGGAUGAGAAAUGGAAAGACGAUCGUGAAAGUGGAGCGGAAUGGGAGAAAUGGGUGAGGAAGUCGAGGCGACCAACUCAUCGCCUGGCGAUCUUUGAAUGGACACCAUCGUGGCUACCCGGACUUCCGCUUCUUAACAAGAAGGUUGAUACUAUUUACUGGUGCAGACAAGAAUUGGCACGGCUCAACGCGGAAAUUGAGACUGACCAGAAGAAUCCGGAGCGUUACCCACUCAUGAAGUCGGCAUUCAUCCAAUUCAACCAUCAAGUCGCUGCCCACAUGGCCUGUCAGAGUGUCACCCAUCACGUUCCUAGGCAUAUGGCCCCCCGUACCGUGGAAAUCUCCCCGGAUGAUGUGUUGUGGGAAAAUAUGGCGAUCAGUUGGUGGUCUGAGUGGCUUCGAACUGCUGCGGCCGUGGCUCUUGUGGCCGGCAUGAUAAUACUAUGGGCCUUCCCAGUUGCCUUCACGUCGUCGGUCUCUCAAGUUAGCACAUUGACAGAUAAUAUCCCUUGGCUGCUGUUCAUCGACCAAAACAAGACAAUCCACAACGUAGUGUCUGGUGUUGCCGGUGUUCUACCGACUAUCCUGCUUGCCCUGCUCCUGAUACUGGUUCCGAUCUUUAUGAGCAUCCUUGCUGGCUUUACGGGAGCCAAGACAGGGGCUCAGAGAACAGAAGUGGUCCAAAAAUACUAUUUCGCGUUUCUCUUCGUCCAAGUCUUUUUGGUUGUGUCCUUAGCUACGGGUGUGCUUCAGACUCUAGAAAGUCUCGCAAACAACCCAACCGGCAUUGCAGAUCUUCUGGCAGAGAAUUUACCCAAGGCAGCUAAUUACUUCUUCUCUUACAUGAUACUUCAAGCUCUCAGUGCGAGUUCAGGUACCUUGUUGCAAAUCGCAGCUCUUCUCAACUGGUAUAUCUUCGCGAAGAUCAUGAACAAGACGGCGCGAAAUAAAUGGUCCACUAACACAAGCCUACCCGAGGUGAACUGGGGAACUGCAUUUCCGGUCUAUACCAACUUUGCCUGUAUUGCGUUAAUUUACUCAGUCGUUGCUCCCAUCAUCUCGCUUUUCGCCAUCAUUACUUUCAGUCUCCUUUGGAUGGCGAACAGGUAUAGCAUGCUAUAUGUAAACCGCUUCACCAACGAUACUGGUGGUGUUCUUUACCCGCGAGCCAUCAACCAAACGUUCACGGGACUUUACGUGAUGGAACUCUGCCUCAUCGGCUUGUUUUUCCUUGUCCGGGACGAAAUGGGAGACGUAGCAUGUGCGCCACAAGCUAUUAUCAUGAUUGUCGCCAUCUUUCUCACGGGUAUAUAUCAAAUCUUACUCAACAGGUCCUUUGGGCCAUUAUUCCGAUAUUUGCCUAUCACUUUCGAAGAUGAGGCGGUUCUUCGAGACGAGGCAUUCCAGCGUGCCCAGGAUCGCCGUCUAGGUCUUAUUGAUGACGAUUACUAUCAACAUGACGCAUGCGAUAAAAAAGAAUCACCUAGUCAUCACGGUGAAAGCUCCCCCACAUCUACCGACGGUGCCGACGAAAAGACUGUGCGUAGUAACAGACUCACGAGUUUCAUGCCGGUCAAGGGUAUUGUGUACGCAGGCAACUGGGCGGCCCGGGGAGGCAAGAAUACUUAUGACCGUACGUUUGGCAAGGCGGAGAGGGGCCUCAAAAAUGUGGCCAAGUACCGCGAGGAUCGUCGAAAGAAGGACCUGGAAGCGCAGAGAGCUAUUGGCGAUGCCCUAUACGGGGGUUUCCACGACGAAAUCGAAGACCUUACGCCGGAAGAAAGAGAUGUGCUCGUUAGGCGUGCAUUUAUGCAUUCUGCCUUGCGUGCGAGACGACCAACGGUCUGGAUCCCCCGCGACGAUUUAGGGGUCAGUGACGAUGAAAUCAGACGAACAAACGAAUUCAGCGAACAUAUUUGGAUUUCCAACGAAGGCACGGCACUGGACAGCAAGGUGCGGGUGGUAUACGGCCGGGCACCUCCCGACUUCUCGGAGUUGGAUAUCAUCAAGCUUUAGGAGACGCGCGAAAGACAAUGUACAUUUAGAAGAAAUAUGAUGGAAUGACCAAGAUAGAUUCAUUGCAUAGCAUAGCAGGCGGGCAAAGCAUAGCCCACGUCACGUACUUACUUACCUACCU